UUACAAACUAUAAAUAUGUCUUUGAGAUAUUAGGAUCGCUUAUAGAUUGUGAACAGCAGACAGCAGUUGCUGUCGAUACCAAAUCUGAUGCUGCUGUUGGAAACAUGACAUUGUGACAUCAGGAGUCUGCCUCUAAAGCACCAGACUUGAGGAGCAGCUGACAGUCUCUUUUUUUUUGCCGCUGCUGCUGCUGAUGAUGCUGCAGCUGCGAAAAUGCUGCGAUUCCCUGUGAAGAAAAUACGAAAACAGUUCAAACUUCUGCUGCUGCUGGUGCUGCUUACUUUUGCAGUAUGGUUUACGUACCUGCACAUCAACCAGGGCAAAUCCAUUAAACUCCAUUUCAACUAUGGGAAAGAUGGUGAGAGGCCGAUGGAGGGAACCGACACCAGCCAUAAGAGAGACUCGCGGUCAUCAGACAAGUACCGCAAAAGCGAAGAUGCCAGCAACAGCCAGGAGGAGGACAACACACAGGAAGAUGAGCCCAACGCCAGCACUACUCACAACAAAGAUCAAGCUGAAAUUCGCAAGUUGCUUGCACAGAAGUACAAAAAGUUGCCAUGGAAACCAGAGUUUAAGGGUCAAGCGAAUCUCCACGUGUUUGAAGACUGGUGUGGCUCCUCAGUUGCUCAGCUCAGGAAGAAUCUACAUUUUCCUCUCUACCCCCAUAUGAGAACUACUGUAAAGAAGUUGGCUGUGGCUCCAAAAUGGAAGAACUAUGGCCUGAGAAUAUUUGGAUACAUUCUACCUUAUAAGGAUGGUGAUUUUCAGUUUGCGGUUUCUUCUGACGAUAACUCUGAGUUCUGGUUAAGUUCAGAUGAAAGUCCUCUCAACGCCCGACUGCUGGCCUAUGUGGGGAAGCUGGGAUCGGAGUGGACUGCACCAGGAGAGUUUACUAAAUUCAGGUCCCAGGCAUCCAAGUCUGUGCAUCUGAUGGCCUCCAGACGAUACUACUUUGAGAUUCUCCACAAGCAGGACGACAAAGGUUCGGAUCAUGUGGAAGUCGGGUGGCGCCCUUUCCUGCCAGGACUCAAAUAUGAGGUCAUCGAUUCUGCCUACAUCUCCUUGUACACAGAUGAGAGCAGUUUGAAGAUGAACCAUGUGGAUCACAUUCCGCAGACACUGGCCAGCCACAGUCGUGUCCCAGCAGAGACCCACACCCACAGCCAACACGGCGCCGAUAUGCUGCAACCGGACCCCCGCGACACCUUUUUCAACAUUCCCAUGAUUGACCCUGCUCAUCUUGAAAAUGUGCUGCCCGCCUGUCUCUACUCUCCAACAUAUGUGGUCAAAGACUUCCCUAUUGCCCGUUAUCAAGGACUACAAUUUGUUUAUCUUUCUUUUGUCUAUCCCAAUGAUUUCACUCGUCUCACCCACAUGGAAAAAGAAAAUAAGUGCUUCUACAGAGAGUCACCCAUCUAUCUGGAAAAGUUUGGCUUCUAUAAAUAUAUGAAGAUGGAUGAAGAGGAAGAUGACAGGCCGUUUUUCUUUCCUAAUCCUGAUGAUUUUCUCGAAGAAGAAGAGGGAGUGGAUCCAGAUGAUGAAGCACAAGUUGUUGGCACCCAGUCAGCAAAGAAAACUGUCCUACCUAGCCAGUCAACACACACCUUAAGCCCCUCUGGUAAACCUGUUCCCACAAUGCUGGAGAGAAAAGAAGUAGAACCAAGCAACCCAGCAUUAAGAAGAGAGCAAAGGCGCUUUUUUGCCAGAGCAAGGCAGCUGGUAGUGCCUGAAGCUCAAGAGGUGGAAAAAGACACUCCAGACCAUCAAACUAAUGUAGGGUCACCAAAAAGUGAGAGUGUGGUGAGAGGUCGUCUUCUUGCUUGGGUUCAAAGAGACCGCCGAGAGGGUUGGUCGGAAGAACGUUCCCCCAAAAUAAGUAGAUCAGCUUUGCUGUUCCCACCAAAAUCCUCAUUGGUUGGCCUCAAUAAUCGAGCUAAGCAAAUCCUCAACAACCCAAACCCAUCACCAGCCAACAAUCAUGCUCACGACAACAACCGCAACCCUGGAAACAUCCACGCUAACAAAGAACGCAAGAAGGAGGACAACAAAAUCUACGUCACAAGACCGCGACCUGCUAAGGAGAAGCAAGGUCUUGCUUCGCGCCAUCCCAGAGAGGUCUUCCCUGGUGUUUUCCUUUAUCAAAAUGGCAAAACAACAAAAUUAGUAAAUCUCAGCGCCAAACCGAAGCUCGGCAAAGGACCUCUACGAGCAUCGCAACUAUUCGCACGAUCUCCUUUGCAAGAGGCCAAAGUGUUUCCAGCUAGCCCGAAUUUUAGCAACCCAAUACCCCCAAAUAGAGCAGCAAUCCCAAGCCACUUUGAGCGCAGGAUAAGAGGCGUCUGGGAGAAACACCAGCAUCCUUUGAGGCCCAUCACCACUCUACACCCCACUCCUCAGUCCUCUAACUCCUCUGAGAAUGUGCCGCCAACCGAGCCUGUUCGUGUCACUUCCUAUUUGCACACCUCAGAGAUUACAGAGUCCCAACAGCAGCGGCCGGACACAGACCCAGAGCCGGAAGAGGACGGAGGUUUGUCGGAGUACAGCUAUGAGGAUGUGGAACCUCGGCCUGGAUGGGCAGAAGAGGCCAUAAAUUGGCAGAGGACAUUUUCUGUCAACAGCAUGGACUUUGAGUCGUUGCGCUCCGACUGGAAUGAUCUCCGCUGCAAUGUGUCAGGAAACCUGCAGCUGUCUGAAAGCGAAGUGGUGGACGUGCUUGCUCAGUACAUGGAGAAACUCAAUGAACGCAAUGGAGGGAUCUACACUCUCCUCCGCAUCAUAAAUGUAGAAAAGCGCCGUGACUCUGCACGGGGAAACCGCUACCUGGUUGAACUGGAGUUAAUGGAGAGAGGCCGAAAGAUAGUCCGCCUUUCUGAGUACAUUUACAUGUUGUUGCACCGUAGUCGGGCGGAAGACAGUCUGGAAAAUGUGGAAGGGGUAACAGCAUCGUCCCCCUCUUCUCCUGUUGCCAGUCCACCUGCUCCACCAUCUCACACACCAACCCGUGGGGCCCGCGCCACCCCUCAGUGGGGCACAGUGUAUGCAAAACCCCUGCUAUGCCAGCCAGUGAUGUUGAAGUGGAAAAAAGAUGUCAUGGUGCAUUUUGUAGUGCCAGUCAAGAAUCAGGCUCGUUGGGUUCAGCAGUUCAUUUCAGACAUGGAGUUCCUGCACCGUGAGACAAAGGACAACAAUUUCAACAUCAUCAUUGUGGACUUCCAGAGUGAAGACAUGGAUGUGGAGCAGGCCCUCAGAGAAAGCACUGUUCCACGAUAUGAGUAUCUAAGGAGGGAAGGAAACUUCGAACGUUCUGCUGGGUUACAGAUUGGUGUGGAUACCAUAGAGGACAGUCACAGUAUCGUGUUUCUGUGUGACCUGCACAUUCAUUUCCCUCCUAACAUUCUGGAGAACAUCAGGAAACACUGUGUUGAGGGCAAACUAGCCUUUGCACCUAUAGUGAUGAGACUGGGCUGUGGGAGCUCACCACUAGAACCUGAUGGUUACUGGGAGGUAAACGGCUUCGGCCUGUUUGGGAUCUACAAGUCAGAUUUUGACAAGAUUGGUGGGAUGAACACAGAAGAGUUUAAGGACCGCUGGGGAGGAGAAGACUGGGAACUGUUAGACAGAGUUCUCCAAAAUGGUCUGGAGGUUGAGCGCUUAAGACUAAGAAACUUCUUCCACUACUAUCACUCCAAAAGAGGCAUGUGGAACUCACAGUCUAGUAAGACUCCUAAAUGACAACAAACUGGAGCUCACUGAGAGAGAUGUCAAAAAGAAACUCAGCUUAAAAAACAGGACCUUGAAGGACCAAACCAUUGUGUUCUCUGAGACCUCGAGGGGGACAUCUCAUAAAGGUGGACCAGCUGCUGUCCAAACUCAAAACACUCAAAGAGACUCUCAUUCAUUGAGUGUAUUUGUACGUAUCUUUGUCCGUUAAGCUGGGAGUUUUUCGGUGAGUGAAAAACUUGAAAAGAUUGUUGAAUAAUGUAAUUUGGAAAUUGUUUUAAUGGAAGCUAGCAGCAUGGGUGCGUUCACAUUUGGUUUGCACUUAUGAUGUUACACGCUGAAAUGAUUGUCUCAAGGUUUUUGAUGUGCGCUGGUACUUAGACGUCUGCUUUUUAUAUUGCUGUAAAUGUCACUUCCUGUUGAGGCGUGGCAUCUUCUUACACUUGAACUGUAGAAAUGAUCUGAUACGUGGACAUUGUUUAUUUCUUUUGAAAAAUCCUGCUGAACUUGUGGAUAAAGCUGGACCAAGAACAGUGAUGAGAUGAAAAGUAUCCGUCUUUGUAAUUGUCUGUACGUCUGCUUCCUUCCCUCAAAUCGUUUUUAGAAGAGGUUUAUUAGCAUACGGAUACGGAUAAACCUUUUCAGACUGCUGUUUUAGUCUGGACUAAGUUUGUACUAGACUCUAUCUCAUUGAUGCUGUAUUCAUUUCUACAGUCUUUAAUGAUAGGAGAAAAAACAAAAACAAGCAAAAGAUGUUGUCCAGAAUCUGUGUGCCUUUCUUUGACGUAUUUAAAUGGCAGUAAGAUGGAGUUCCUGAUGUUUAGCUUUCUGGAUUGUGUAAAUUUAAGGAUAUUAUUAGCAUUGUUUCAUGGAGAUAUAUGAAUACUAGAAACGUUUAUAGAAGGAAAAUAACUCCAAUAUUCUGAAUUCUCCUGUUACUUUAUAAUUUAAACACAUAUUUAUUGUUUGGUCCAUUUUUACAAGAAUGUAUGUCAUUGUAUUUCUGUACAUUUACCACAGAAAAUUAUUUUGACUCCUCCCCUAAAGUGUAGACA
Messenger RNA from Danio aesculapii, 4775 nucleotides. RefSeq names its product beta-1,4-N-acetyl-galactosaminyl transferase 4a (gene b4galnt4a). Bases 214 to 3732 code for a protein of 1172 amino acids. Gene Ontology annotation, molecular function: acetylgalactosaminyltransferase activity. Gene Ontology annotation, cellular component: Golgi cisterna membrane. The transcript is spliced from 20 exons. The record is from RefSeq and is a predicted model, not a curated record. Lineage: Eukaryota; Metazoa; Chordata; Actinopteri; Cypriniformes; Danionidae.